Messenger RNA from Aspergillus alliaceus, 479 nucleotides. RefSeq lists its product as uncharacterized. The record is from RefSeq and is a predicted model, not a curated record. The transcript has a single exon. Lineage: Eukaryota; Fungi; Ascomycota; Eurotiomycetes; Eurotiales; Aspergillaceae. Bases 77 to 406 code for a protein of 109 amino acids.
CUCACCACAAAACCAAAUCAUACCGUCCUCCCCAAACUCAUAUCUAUAAAAUUCAUUAUCUCCAAACACUUCCAAAAUGUCCGAAAAAUACGACUGGCUCGUCCAAAUCCCUGUGAACACAGCCGACAUGCAAGCAUGGGCCAACGCCCGCGAGGCGCAUCUCGCCCACCUCAAACCCUACGUUGCUGAUGGAACCAUCGUUUUCGCCGGGCCUACCCUAGCAGCGCAUCCCAAAAGUCCGGAAGACAAGUUAGAAAUCACAAGCAGCGUGAUGAUGUUCCGAGCAGGGACAGAGCAGGAAGUGCGCUCCAUCGUUAGCAAGAAUGCCUUUGUCGAGGUGGGCGUUUGGGAUAUGGAGCGUGCGGUGGUAUCACCUUUUAAAUGUGGAGUAAGGGCUGCGGCUUGAUCAAUUUGAUUUGAUUUGGGAUGUUGGGAUAUUUUUGUUUAUAAUGAAAUAAUGCUCGAUAUCUAGCGUCGUG